UGUGUGUGUGUGUGUGUAUAUGUAUAUGCUAGAACUAAGAGAUACACCCAAAAUAUAGUCUGGGAUUUUCAGCAUUAUUGUGAUUGCAAAUCAAAAAUCAGAUUUUAUCUUUCAGUCCAUCACAGCACCAGUCAGGUGUAUAAAGAGUUAAAACUGGUCCAAUCAAUGACAGGUCUUUCAUGUGAUCCUUUUAAGUUUUAAAAUCAAUCAAGUUAAUCUGGAGUUGUAUUUAUUCUCGUUACUAUAAUUGUUUGUAGUGAGCUCAGCAGGUGAAAAUCGGUAUUAGGAUUGGUCCUCAUCGAGCCAGCUUUAUUUAGACAGCACAUUUCAAACACAAUGGCAAUUCAAUGUGCUUUACACUUAGCAUGAAAUGGCACAACAAUAAACAGGAGAACACAAAUUUAUAAUUUAGAGAUAAAAGGAAAAUAGAAUUUAUGUUGAGCAAUAGCAUCACAGAUUACAGCGGAGACGAUGCAGCAUAAGAAACAAUUAAUUCAAAGGCUGACGAGUACAUUAGGGUUUUUAGUUUUUAUUUAAACUCUAGAGUUGGGCAGAUCUGAGGUCCUGGGGAAGCUGAUUCCAUAGGUGAGCAGCAUAAUAGCUAAAAGCAUCUUCACCCUGUUUGGUUCUGACCCGAGGGUCUACCAGCUGAUUGUUUCUAAGGACUAUCAGAGCCCUGUUUAUACAGGAAUGAGAUAUGACAUGCAUUUUGGCCCCAUGCCAUUGAGUGAUUUAUAAACUAGUAGGAGCACUUUGAAAUCUAUUCUGUAGUUUACUGGUAACCAGUGUAGAGAUCUAAGAACAGGAGUGGUGUGCUCCGUUCUCUUAGUUCUUGUUAGGACUCUAGCAGCAGCAUUCUGAACAAGCUGCAGUUGCUUCACAGCUUUUUUGGAAAGACCAGUUAGGAGACCAUUGCAGUAGUCCAGUCGACUAGUAAUAAAAGCAUGAAAAACGUUUCUCUAAGUCUGGUCUGGACAUGAGACCUCUGACUCUUGAUAUUUGAUGAAGGUAAUAACAUGGUGAUUUAGUUAUAACCUUAAUAUGUCCAGAGAAGUUCAGGUCUGAAUCAAUGGUAACAUCAAGAUUUCAAACCUGGGUCUUUGCCUUUAUUCCCCUGGAGUCUAGCUGAAAAAUAACAUCCAUCCUAACCUUCUUGUUGCCAAAGACAAAAACUUCAGUCUUGUCUUUGUUUAACUGACGGAAGCUUGACUGCAUUGGGGACACACUGGCCGCGGAAGCGCCGCGAAAAUGGGACCGCCUUCAUUCGGCGCCCUUGUUAAGCUAUUCUAUAGACCACAUGGGCCGCCGAAGCGCCGCGAAUCGCCUCGCGCCGGCGCUCCAGCCCGCGCCGUGCAGCGAUCAUUUCGGCGUUGGCUCUAUUUUUUUCGCGAGCCGCGGGUGAAUCGCGUCAAUUCUGUCAGGAAGUCAAACGUAGACAUAAGAGGCAGGCCGGUAAAGUUAACAAAAUAAAGCAUUUCAAAAUAAAAUUCCGCAAUAGUCAAAUGUGUUCGUAAACAGACACUGCAGAAAAACCACACGAACACGCACACACACAUACACACACAUCGAACUUGUGUGCGUGUGUGACCACGUGAAGGGGGGAGUGGUUUUGGGUGUCUUUUCACCGGAGCAAACAGGACAGAGAGGCAGAAAGUCUGAGGCAAGCAGUUAGGAUGGAUGACUUUAAAUUAAUUAUGGAAGUUGAGAAACACAAGGAGCUGUACGACCCCCGAAAAACAUGAUUGUUUACGUACCCAUGUCGGAAGAAACUGCUAGGAUACAGCUGCAGAAUUGGAGCGGGUUCCAAGAGAUUCAACUGGCAGAAACAACUCAUACCAUAGGUUCACACACACGCGCGCGCGCACGCGCACAAACACUCAAACGUAGGAAAAGAGCUGAGAAAAGGCAGAGAGGAAAUGGAGGACACCAAGUGUUUAAAAGAAAAACUACAGCUGAGCCGAGGCGCGCCUCGACUGGGGCGCGUCUGAUCUGAACUGAGGAGCGGCGAGCAGCGGCCGAAUUUCGUGAGCGAUUCGCUUCUCGGCGCUUCGCGGCGCUUCCGCGGCCGGUGUGUCCCCGGCGUUAACUUACUCUAGACACUAACAGCGUGAGUCCAGCGGACGGUAGUUAAGUGAUAGGGCUAGAUAGAUCUGGGUGUCAUCAGCAUAGCUAUGAUAGGCUAUGUUGCUAUUGUUAAUGACCUGACCCAGAGGGAGCAUGUAAAGAUUGAAGAGUAGUGGUCCUAGAAUUGAGCCUUGGGGACCCCACAUGUCAUGGUGAUCAGCUUUGAUCUGUGAUCCCCAAUAGAGACAACAUAGCCUUGUCUUGAUCAGGUAAAGUAUAUCUAUUUUUAAGUGCAGGUAAAUUUCAGAUUAUAGUAAAUUCAGAAAGAGUGCUAAACAUGUUUUUGUGUCUUCAAUAACCAGCUCUACUUAGAUUGUUAAAACCUCAAAGGGAGAGAAAAUAAAAAGUAAAAUCAUAUUUAGGACAGACAUUUAGGAGGACCAGCAGAAGAUUUGUGAUUUGUAUUAAAGUGACACCAUAACAAAUCUCAGGGGUACUUCUGAGUUAAAAAAUGUUCAUGAAAUACGUAGGUGGAGUAACCAGGUAGGUAGGUUUUAACUGUUGCUAAUCUGCAACACCUGCCUCCAGAGGGUUAAAAACAUUAAUCUCUAAUUUUUGACUCUAUGUGAUGAGUGAGAGGUUGGGAGUAGGAUGAGUAUGGUGGUGCAAGCUCUCACUGGCUGAGGAAAUCUUCUUCAACCAUUUAAAAAGAUGAUUGGAGGAGUAAAUCAGAGAUGACGGGAUGUGUGAUUUGGACAGGUGUGCAGUCUUUAGGCACACUGUUUCCUGGAAGCAUGUAAUAUGUGGCCAAAGUAGGUCAGGAUGCUUUAAUUAUCAGAGUUUAGUUCGAUAAAAGUCAAAGAUAAACACAUUUCACAUCAAGCAGACAAGGCUUAUGAUUUAAAAAGUCUACCAGCUGCUCAGUUUGUCCUGUUAUAAACGUAUCCUGAUCUAGGUUGACAGGACCUCCAUCUCUUUAAAGUGACGGUGUGCGUUUUUCCUGGCGAUAGGGGGCAGUAGAUACCUAAAUCGUUGCAAGCAAUCAGUAUUUUUGUAUUGAAGUAAGACCUUACCAGUGGAUUCCCAUUAGGGUCAAAAAGCCCCAGGGAGUGCAAACCAGCAAAACACCAAGCGCAUCAGACUCCCUUUUAUCACUGGCAGCAAGUGAAGAGGUAAAUGUGUAAAACAAUGUUUAUGAAUGGUGAAAUUUUGUAACCGUUUGUUACAAAUCAGUAAAUGCAUUUUGUCCUUAAGGGCUCCGUAGAAGGAAACAUGGCAUCUAAUAUGGCGUCGCCCAGAGACUAAGACCCUCUUUAGGGCAGGGCAAUAUAUCGAAAAUUAAUCAAUAUCGAAAACUCUGACUCUUAUCGUGAUCAUUUUCCCCAUGUCAAUGAAUCUGAUGAUAAAAAAUUAAGAGGUGUGUAGGUUGGCAACAUUUAUGUCCCUUUAAGAAGCUGUAUCACCUUGAGUCUCGUAAAAAUGUGACUCAACACAAUACAUGUGACAGCCCCAUCUAGUGGAUAACUUUUGUUUCUGCGCAUACCUGCAGUUGUUGUCCACUUAUAAUUAUCGAGGUGAAAUCCUCAAUAUACCGUGAUAUUGGUUUUAGGCCGUAUCGCCCAUCCCUAACCCUCUCCCAUGUAUUUUAAACCUGAUUUUUAUGGUUAUAUGUUGUGAAGCCGCCAAUAUUUUUUAACAGCUCGGCAUCAUUUCAUUCACUUUCAGCAACAUUUCGAUUGAUAUUUUCAGAGAUUAUCAGUAAAAACUACACAUUGUCUCUUUAACAGGAUUAGUACUCUCCUCAACAUGUGCCAUCCCAUCAUAUAUUUCUACUCAGUAUGUUUCAUUUUAAUGUUAUAAAUAGUUAUAAACAACAUGAUUAACUCUAAUAAUUAUUUAAAGGGUAAAUUCACAUGAAAGCCCCAGUGUGUAAAAAAAUUCAACUCCUUAGCGCCACGCAGUUCAGAGCAGGUAUUGCAGCAACAGUAUCCCACAUGCAUCAAAAGGUCAGUGUGUCAUUGUUGAGGUGUGUGCACGGCUACGGGGAAGAGUCACACUGAGUAGCACAGACAGCUACUUCGAGGCCACACACAGAAAACACCACACACCAUUUUUCAACUGUCUGCACGUUUUAUUCACCGAUUCUGCUGCUUCCUACGGUCAGUGUCUCUCUCAGGGAAUCCACAGCCCUCUGUUUGUGUCUUGUGAAUAAAUGUAGAACAAGUCAGAUCAGACAUUUGCAGCAACUGUCUUCUUGCUGUCACUUCUAUCACGUCACCUGUCUCCCUCUCCACCGCAGCUGUGCGUCCAGCACAACUGUUAUCAGAAAGUCCCAGCUUUAAUUUCAGCGAUCACGUGUAGUUAGAGCAGGGCAAGCAACCCAAAGGAAAGGAGCAGAAAUUCCCCCAAACCAGCAACGUUUACGGAGGAGGACUUUCAUGUCAAAGCGCAAACGUGAAAUGUAGCAUUAUAGCUUUUAUGUCCCUAAACGGCUUCGGUAUUUCAAGGCGGCGCAUGAUUAUGGAGCAUCGAGUAGUUUUCGUAUUUAAAAUGUAAAAUUUCCAGCUAAUUGGAAUAUUUAAGUAGACGAUAGUGAGAAAUAUUAAUGAAAAUGGACAAGUUUUUGAACGGAUGCACAGCAUUUAGUAAACAAGUAAUAAUAUUACAUACUGUGGCUUAAACCAACAGUUCACUUGUGGAAAUUAUUCAGAAGAACUUUUCAUGAAUCAGACGUUCAUGUUCCUAUAAUCAGGACAUUUUUAUCUUUUCUUUUUUACUUUUUAAAGUUUUGUUGCAUUAACAGAAUUUUUCUAGAACCUGUGUGAAGUUGACGCUGCAGUUUUUCAUCAUUUCAAAAUAACUUUAUAAAGUGGUGGUUUUAAAUGUUCUUUACAAGCAUGGAUUAUGUGACAACAAUCACACCACUGCUCUGUCGGUGUAAGGACGACUUAUUUACACGUGCUUUCAUCUUUAACAGUGUGAAGCCACAGAUGGAUCCAACGUGUGAUGGAGUAACCGACACUGAGAGCAGGGACCUAGCUAUAAACCCUCGACCCCCUCCUGCCAAGGUGGCUCGGCUGGAGCAGCACAUGAUGGGAUCCUCGACUCCAGAGAGGAGAAGGCAGGGCAGUCCUGCGGUCAACACCUCCUGCCAGGUCCAGAAACCCACAACCUCAGUGCAGCACACUAAAGCAACCCUGCUGCCGGUCUUCUGUGUGGUGGAGCACAAAGAAUAUUUUUUGGAGGUUGAGAGAAAAGAGGAACAUGCUGAGUUUGUGCUGGUCAAACGAGACCUUCUGUUCAAUCAGCUGAUAGAGAUGGCCCUGCUGACGCUGGGCUACUCCCACAGCUCUGCAGCACAGGCUAAAGGUGCACACACAUACACCUAUUUAUACACACAUUUAGACUCAGAUUUAUCCAGCAUGUGUGUGUGUGUGUUGUGUGUGUGUUGUGUUGUGUGUUCAGGUCUGAUCCAGGUGGGCAGGUGGAACCCGGUUCCUCUGUCGUGUGUAACCGACGCUCCUGACGCCACAGUGGCCGACAUGCUGCAGGAUGUUCACCAUGUUAUCACACUGAAAAUCCAGCUGCACAGCUGUCCCAAACUGGAGGACCUGCCAGCAGAGCAGUGGAGUCACUCCAAGGUGAGGAACGCUCUAAAGGAGCUCCUGAAGGACAUGAAUCAGAGCUCCCUGGCCAAAGAGUGCCCACUCUCUCAGAGCAUGAUCUCCUCCAUUGUAAACAGCACUUACUAUGCAAAUGUCUCUGCUGCAAAGUGUCACGAGUUUGGUCGAUGGUACAAACACUUCAAGAGGUCCAAAUGCAUCAAGGAGGCUGACAGUUUUCCUGAGCUGUCUGCAGAUCUGCCCGUCCCCCAGCAGCCUCCAGCGAGCGGUCCAGCUGAUCAGAACUCAAACCUUCUAUUCCCCCAUGGAGCAGUUGCCAACAUCUGUCCUCGCUCAGCCCUCAGUCUCCACCCUCCAGGGCUGGUUAGCCAGCCUCUCAGCUCCCAAAUGGUCAACCAGCAGCUCGUCAUGGCUCAGUUCCUUAACCAGCAGUACGCUGUCAACCGUAUGCUGGCUGGCCCGGGUCCAUCCUCUUCACCACAGCAGUAUCUCAACCACCCCCCUGUAGGAAGAACUCCUGCCAAGGUCUUUUCUAAACCCCCUGAUACUCAAGCCCUACAGCAGCCCGCGAGCAUUCCAGGGGGAGGCGCUACAACCGGGCUGCAAAAUCAGACAGCAGCCGUGUCUUCAGCUGCACCAACGGACGUCCCGGGUGACAUCUACCAGAAUGUGAGAGAAGAGCUGAAGAGAGCGGGCAUCUCCCAGGCUAUCUUUGCCCGUGUGGCUUUUAACCGGACCCAGGGUCUGCUGUCAGAGAUCCUACGGAAGGAGGAGGAUCCAAAACACGCCUCCCAGUCCCUGCUGGUCAACCUGCGAGCCAUGAACAGCUUCCUUCAGCUCCCCGAGGCUGAGAGGGAGCGCAUCUACCAGGAGGAGAAGGAGCGGAGCCUGACAGGAUUCACCCCCGGCUGCAACAACACACCACCAAGAUCCACACAGGCCAGACUGUCACCAGUUGCUGCCGACAGAGGGCUGAGGACCGAGGCUUGUGUUCUCAACACCUCCAUUUAUGAGGAGAUCCAGCAUGAGAUGAAGCGAGCCAAGGUGUCCCAGGCUCUGUUUGCUAAGGUUGCUGUCUCCAAGAGUCAGGGUUGGCUUUGUGAGCUUCUGCGGUGGAAAGAAGAUCCCUGUCCAGAAAACCGCACACUCUGGGAGAACCUGUCCACGAUCCGCCGAUUCCUGAGCCUGUCUCAGAUGGAACGAGAUGCCGUCUAUGAACAGGAGAGCAGCAACAUGACCUCUGAGAGACUCACUCUGCUCAACACUGACAACACACUGUACCAGCACAGCUCCCCAGUGGUUCACCAUCACCACAUUCAACCCCAUCAAACACUGCAGCCAGAACCAGGGAUUCAUCUGUCUCCACGGCAACCAGUAGAGUCUGAGGUUGGGGUUGCCUGGGGGCACUCGAGGGUAUAUUUACUGGGUAGAAUCAGCUGCAAUGGUGAGAAGGGAGACAGUAAGGAAUGGAUUGAAGGGGAGAAGGAAAACAAGGCCCAGAGUGCUACUGGUAGAGUGGAAUGUGACCAUAGAGAUAUGGAGGAAUCUGAUAAAGAUGGCAGCCUAGCAAAGAAAAGCACAGAUGUGGUCGAACAAGGCAGUACAAGUGGGAAGGUUAAGGAUACAUUGGAUAUGAAGUGGUCUAAAAUCAAGAAUGAGAACAAGAGGAUGGAUGGGGUUUGUUCUGAGGAACACAAAGUCGGGGCAGAUGAAAUCAGAUGUGAAGGCCUUAACAUGUCCGGUGAUGCUCUGGGAAUCUUGCAGAGUUUCAUACAGGAAGUGGGCCUCAACCCAGAUGAAGAGGCAGUCCACACCCUCUCUGCCCAACUAGGCCUGCCUAAAUGCAUCAUCCGCAGCUUCUUCAACAGCCAAGACCAAGGACAAGCCGAGGACUACAUUCAGAGUCCCGUGCACAGUCAUGACGACCACCAAGGCUUUGUAGAUCUUUCGCUUGCAGACUUAACCACAAAGGAACUGGAAGGCCUUGGAAAAUUGGAAGAACCAAAAGAAGUGGAAAAACAAGCCGACAGAAAAGAAACAAGAGAGUUUGCACUGAAAGAAUCAGAUGCUGCUACUCAAACUAUGUCUUCUGUGAAGGAGGAGCAGGAGAGUUAACCUCACGCUGAAGCAUCACGGACAGCUUGAACAAAUGGUCUCAUUCGUCUUUCCCACGCUUUCAUACUAUUUCAAGACAGAGUCACCGUAUUUUGAUAUCACGUAAUACCUUCAUGUAAUUGCACAUAAAGAAAUCUAAAGAAACUUUAGCCCUCUGGAGGCAGGCGUUGCAGAUUAGCAACAGUUAAAACCUACCUACCUACCUGGUUACUCCACAUAUGUAUUUCAUGAGCAUUUUUUAACUCAUAAGUACCCCUGAAGUAAUUAGUUGUUCGUCCUUUUAUCAAAACUUAUUUUGAGCCUGAGAGGGUUAAGCACUUGAGCAGCAGCAAAUGCCUGAAAGAGCUGUGCAUCCAUUCUAUGGGUAGAAAGGAGAGCCCAGAGAAGGUUGAGAAGCCCACUCAGAGUGGGUCUUACACGGACACAGCAAAGAAAUUCCAUAAAACAGACAUAAACCAUCAGCCCUUGACCCAGAGACCUUUCUGCUGUGAGGUGAAAAUCCUAAGUGCCAAACACUUUAAUUACAGCUAAAAGUGAACAUUUAUUUGUUCAAGAGUUGAUUUGCCAAGUGGAAAGAAAGCGGUCACACAGAAAAACUGCUUGACUUCAUGUAAAUGGAUGUGACUGAAGUGAUGUUUGAUCACAAGCUGUAAAGCACGGUGGUGGAGGAAUGAUGAUUUGGGUUUAUUUUUCGGCAACAUUAAAUCGGCCUUUGUAAAUAAAAAUCUUACAUCACAUGUGACAUCCCAGUACGUCAGUUACUUGCUGCUAACAGUGGCUCCAAAUGUCUACAAAUCCAAGUUUGGUCUUGUUUUUUUUUCUGACUUCUGGCUAAAUUCAUCACUUAUUUAAUAUUUCUUGUGUUUUUAUUGGUCUUGGAUUGAAUUGACCUAUUGGACAAUGAGGUUUUUUAUGAUAUAAUAAUGUGAUUAAAUGUAAAACCAUUAAAGAAGAGCAUGUUUUUAUCAUAGAUUUUAAAGUUUUAUUCAGCAUCAUUAUUGCACUUGAGACACUGAUAAAUAACUGUGACUGUUCAAAGGUUUGUUUGUGUGGAUAGUUGAUUUAAAAAAAAUCAGUAAUAGAGAAAAUGUCUUAAGCAUAUUUUCAUUUGUGUUAAAACAUUUUAUUCUUGUUAUGUCAUUUUUUUCCACAAUGUUUUACAUUUGCUGAUGUGACAUCCUGACAUUCAGCUGCUCAUGUCUCAUGAUGGUGCAGCUGACAGAGGAGCAUCAGUCUGGAUUUUAUCACAACAUUAAAAUAUUUUGUAACCA
Molecule: messenger RNA, 9073 nt
Organism: Nothobranchius furzeri (turquoise killifish)
Lineage: Eukaryota; Metazoa; Chordata; Actinopteri; Cyprinodontiformes; Nothobranchiidae
Gene: satb1a
Product: SATB homeobox 1a
Biological process (GO): chromatin remodeling; regulation of transcription by RNA polymerase II
Molecular function (GO): DNA-binding transcription factor activity, RNA polymerase II-specific; RNA polymerase II cis-regulatory region sequence-specific DNA binding
Source: RefSeq, a predicted model, not a curated record